AUGACUGAAUCUGGAGUGUACACUCAUCAACGAACGAAUAAUUCCGAAACAUGUCUGACUAGGAUCAAAGUGCCAGAAGGAACAGCCGCCAUCAUCUUCCUCACAGAGGCUUUUUGCGAUGUUUUUUUUCUUCAUUGAUCCGAUAAAAGCAAAAUUUUAUAGGUUACGCUCACAGAAAUCUACUUAAAAAUGUGUCAACGGAAAAACAGAAGCCACAAAUUUUAUCUUGGCGAGUACGAACUGUUGCACAACCAGAAGGACUACGUUCAGUUCAACAUUGUCUUUGUCCCACACAAAUCCUACAGUAAGGCGAAAUCUUCAGCAGUCGGUAUUCCGACUAUCUUUCUUCAGAUUGCGGAGACCUUGUGCAGAACCUUUAUUCGCUCGUCACGAGUGCGGCCACUCUGACCAUCCGCGAUGACAGAAAAAUCUGUGCGCUUCAUCUUCCACAACCAGUUAGAAUCCAAGUUAGAAAAAAAGGACCGACAAGUGCAAACGUUAGUUGGCCAUUUUAAUGUAAAUAAUAAAUUUUUUGCUUAGUGCUGUGCAGAAGUUUUCACCACUGCAGUGUUCAGAAGAAGGUUUUUCGCUUCUGAAGUCAGCCAACUUUGUAAAAAAGGUAAGAAUUACACUCAAGGAACUGUAACUCAAACAAAACUUUUCUAGGAGCUACAGCAACCGUUGAUGCAAGCUGUGAACGUCCGCAGUUGAUUUUGCGAGGAGCAGCAAACGGAGACUUGUUCGAGAUUGAGACAGAACCUUUGGAACCAGGUGUUUGCACGAUGUAA
Molecule: messenger RNA, 788 nt
Organism: Caenorhabditis auriculariae
Lineage: Eukaryota; Metazoa; Nematoda; Chromadorea; Rhabditida; Rhabditidae
Source: the annotation of a GenBank genome assembly